UUGUAUUCCGGCAUGCAAUUUUAAAUCGUCGAGUCGAGUUUGGGAAUCGGAAAUUUCCAUAAUAAUUUGAUUAGCAAACUUGAAAUUUGUUCAAAAUACAGCCACUGAAGCGUGGCCUCGUCCAAUUUGAGGAAAAGUCCGGAUGACUGCCCGAGCGUGAGCCAGAAAUAAUGGAGAACGACUCGUUCGGAAAGGACAGAGCGGCUGCCGACUUUGUGCAGCAAAUCAACUCAAAAAACGCUAAGUUGCUGGCUUUGGUCGUUGUCCUCGGCUUCAUCAGUUAUCAUGGAAUUCUGCAUCUGCAAUAUGGGAUUGAUUCCUGCAAGUGGCUGCUCUCGGACGGAAGUUACAAAGGGGACACCGAAUGGCAACCGUACGGCUGUAUGAUGCACAAAUACACUUUGACGGACACACGGCGGUGCUUCCGUUACUUGGCCUUUCUGGGUCGGCACAACCAUUUCGUCUUUGUGGGCGACUCAAGGAUCCGUCAGCUGUAUGAAGCAUUUUUGAAGCAAUUGGACUCUAAAACUUCAUCCUCCUUACUGUACGAAGCCAAGCCCGAGAGUCACGCACACACCGACCUCUCUUUCGGGGACGCCCAACUCAGACUCAAAGUCCAGUUCAUCUGGAGCCCUGUCGUUAACAAGCACAUGUCUGAAAGCUUCAACGACUGGAAGCAAAGCGGUCAUCCACCUAGUGUGAUCGUAGCGGGCGGGGCCACCUGGUCCAUCAAGGAGUCAAACGGAUCUCAAGUUGCUCUUGUCGAAUACUCUAAAAAUUUGACUACUUUAGUUCAGGCAAUAGACUACAUGUCAAAGAGGCACUCGAGAGUUUUGUGGACUCUGCAGGAGCCUGUCAACUCGGCCAAACUUUACCCAACACGCUCGAUGAUAACAAAUGACCAGAUCGAUCUCUAUAACAAAGCAGCCAUUGAAAUCCUCCAGCACAGUAAAGCUGAGUUGUGGUCCAGCUCUCGUUUGGUGGCGCAGGGAAAUUUGGAUGAGAGUGACGACGGCUUGCAUCUGAGCCCUUUGGUGCUCAAGCAUGACACGCAGAUUCUGCUCAACAUGUACUGUAAUGACCACAUGAACUUCAACGACGGCACUUGCUGCAGUUCAGCAGAGAGUUCGACGACCCUGCAGAUUGUAACUUUUUCGGCAUUGGGAGUUUGUUGUGUCACUGCUAUUGUGGUGGGACUAAGGAUGAAGUACCAACGAUGGAGCAAAAGUGGCGUCCAAUAUUCCAGAGUUCAGACUGACGAACACCAAGUGAUGGAGAAUAAAGACGAUUUCACAGAAAUCGUGACCGCCCUGGCAAAACUUGCAGUCAUCAUGGGCUACUUUUAUCUCUGUGACAGGACAAACUUUUUUAUGAAAGAAAAUAAGUACUUCACCCAAGUCAGUUUCUGGCUGCCGGUCGGCUACAUUUUUGCUCUUGGAUUAUUUUUCACUGAGGACUCACGAUACACCAAAGUUCUUCACAGAGACCAAACCGACGAAUGGAAAGGUUGGAUGCAACUUGUGAUUUUGGUUUACCAUCUGACGGGAGCUAGUGGAAUUUUGCCUAUUUAUAUGCACAUUAGAGUAAUGGUUUCCUCGUACUUGUUCCUCUCUGGCUACGGACAUUUCAGCUACUUUUGGCACAGAGGUGAUGCCAGUUUGGUCAGACUUUUGCAGGUCCUAUUCAGACUCAACUUUCUGACGGUUGUGCUGUGUCUGAUAAUGAACAGACCAUAUCAAUUCUACUAUUUUGUGCCUCUCAUCUCAUUUUGGUUUGUGAUGCUCUACGUCGUUUUGGCUUUGCCGCCGCACAUAACAGCCACAACGACAGAACACAACCCCUUGCACUACUUUUAUUUAGUAAUCAAACUUGUGGGUCUGUUCAGCGUCAUCACCAUACUGUACAUGUCAGAGGUUUUCUUUGAAAAAGUUUUUGUGACCAGACCAUGGAAAGCACUUUUUGUGACUACAGAUGAUGACAUUCACGAAUGGUGGUUUAGAUGGAAGCUUGAUAGAUACAGUAUGUCUUUCGGCUGUGUGUUUGCGUUUGCAUUUCUUCUUGCGCAGAGACUCAAUUUGUUUGACGACAACAACCACAGCAACCUUUUCUCCCCUGGUAUUGCCCUCUCAGCCACUCUGGCCUCUCUAGUUGGCAUUGGAGGUUUCACUACAUUUUCAUUUCUGUGCCGAAACAAGCAGGAGUGCAACGAAAUCCACUCUUACACAGUAUUUGUGCCGAUUGUCAGUUACAUUGUGCUUCGAAAUGUGUCGGGUGCACUCAGGACCCGCUACUCCUCAUUCUUUGCGUGGUUUGGUAGGAUUGCCCUGGAACUUUUUGUGUGUCAGUCCCAUGUGUGGCUGGCAGCCGACACUCACGGAGUCCUCGUCCUGCUGCCUGGUUACCCUGUCCUUAACUCUCUAAUCACCAGCUUUGUAUUUGUGUGCGCCUCCCAUGAACUGCACAGUUUGACAAAAAUUCUGACACCCUAUGCAGUGCCCAACGACUGGAAACUUGCCCUCAGAAAUGUGGCCCUUUUCCUUGUGGUUUUGGUGCCAAUUGGAAUCAGAGACGGAAUGUUCUAAGUUGAUUUGACGAGAGUGUAUUUUGCAUUUAGUUAAUUCCUUUUAAGCAGCACAUGAGAAUGUUGAAAAAUUGUGCCAUAGAAAAAUUAAAAUACGUAAACUGUUUGAUAAAUCUAGUCAAAUUUGUAGAAAUUUGAUCUGAAAGUGCAUAAACUGGGAAAAAUUUAAAUCAAUUAAUUUGCGCAAAUAUGACUUUUUAUCGAGUGGAUAAAAAUAUGCACAAUUUUUUCAUGUUAAAAUAAUUCUUCAAUGUACGAGGUGUAUAACCAAGACUGAGAAAUUUAUACUUUAAGCUUACUGUCACUAUAGGAGUUUACAAUUAGUCAAACUUACGUAAAAAUAUUACAUC
This is a messenger RNA of Neocloeon triangulifer, 2931 nucleotides long. RefSeq names its product N-acetylneuraminate 9-O-acetyltransferase. The coding region runs from base 171 to 2582 and encodes 803 amino acids. The transcript is spliced from 13 exons. The record is from RefSeq and is a predicted model, not a curated record. Lineage: Eukaryota; Metazoa; Arthropoda; Insecta; Ephemeroptera; Baetidae.